AUGUGAUGUCACUAGAGGCAUGACUGCAUGCAAGCAUGUUUCUUUUUUGGGACAGCAGGAGGUUUACCUUGAAUAAAUAACAGUUUACAACAAUUAUAAAAACUGACCAUUACAUGUUGUUCUCUGUGGUCAACCAUAAAACUAUGGUUUGCAGAAAAGCUUUAAAAUCCAAAAAAAGAAUACCAAGAGAUUUGAAAGUGAACUUUUCACAAAAGCAAAAUUUGUUUGUUUCUUCUCAUGGUGGUUCCCAGUUAUGUUAGUGUUUUUGUAAAUACCUCAUCUCUUAUAAAAUAUUUUAUUUAUGCUCUUCAGAGGAAGAGCUCCUCACGUUGAAAUUGAGAGGCAAAAGAGAAUCCUCUUGCGGAACAGGACUUCACACUGCAACACCUCAUAAACUGAAAACUAAAACCUCCCCAUUUAAGACAAUGCAUCAUACAGAAACACUCUGCACUGCACACGUUAAAUUCAACGUAUAGCAAACCUUCACAUUCAGGACACAGAACACAGGGGCCUCUUGGAGUAGAUUAUGGGCUGACAAAAGACCACAGAAUCUGAGCUGUAAAUUUAAAACAUUUUUUGGUGCCUAUUUUGGUCACUGCUGGGUUUGCUUCUGCAUUCUUUGUAACGGCAAAGGAUAUGAAAGUGCAAAACAAAAAUAAAAAAAAUCACCAUGAGGCAAAUCUGCCACUACAAAAGUCAAAGAACUUUUAAAGACAGUUUUAAGAAAAAAGAAAAAAAAAAUACUGCUCAACUUUAAAGAUUGAAAGUCGAAGUGUGAGCCACAGCUCGGAAAAAGUGCUAAACAGCGUAAGAAGUAAGAGCUGUUAACUUAGUCGUAGUCUAGUUGAUAGGCAGACGGACAGAAAGUCAGUAACUCAUUCAAAGAAUAGUUCUGUAUUCAUUCACUGACAAGUUUACACCUACAAAACAGCUGGGUAAUGAAGUAUGGAUUUUACCAGCUGGCUUCAAAUAGAAACAAAGUUUUUAAAAGUUCACUGAAGAAGAAGACAAUUUUCCUGUGUGCAUAGUUUGGGUCAGUGACAUAAGAGGUGCAAGAAUUAAGUUAAUCAGCAGCCAUUAGUAGACUUAAUAUAAAAGAUCCCUUCACAAAAAAAUUAAAAAGAAAAAACAACAAAGUGUUUAUACAGAGCAAUUCAGUCAGAAAAUGCCAGUUGUGUUUUGUGUGUGUUUGGGUUAUAGACAUCACCAUACAAACAAGAGCUGAGUCGCUGCCAUUGGUAAACAGAACUAAAUACCUUUAAGGGGAUAUUCAGAUCAACAGUUUAAGGGUAAAGAGGAAAAUAGAAAAGAAAGAAUUGAUAGAAAUUGAUAUUUUUCAACAGAACUCCGAUCAGUUGCGUUAUGUGAUCUCACAAGAUGUAGCUGUUUGUAGAUUUCUGGUUUUAGGAAGACAGAUUUUUAUCUUGAUCAAAUAUUGUUAUACAUCAAAUAGGUACAGAGAAAAGAAAUAAUUUUUUAUGUGGUAAGUUAUACCUGAAAUAUGUUGGACUGAUUACACAGAGAACCCUGGUAACCUUCACAAUAUUCUCCUGCUGUGCAUUUUUUGCACAUGAAAAUGUAAAACCGACAAUAAAAACUGCAGAGUACAUCUGGUGAGUCGCUGUAAAGCUCACAUCUCCCUAAGUUUCCAAAGCUCUUCUGUGCCCCUCUCCCCCCGCCCCCAUUAAAACAGUAAUCAUUCUCAGGGCCUCAUCCAACCUCGGACCGGCCCUGGACAGAAGCUUCGCUAAAGAGGAACAAACUUAAUGUUGAAAGUUAGAUUUGUGUGAAGGUAAUGGAGGAGCGGGUAUAAAGGACAGAGAGGGGGAGAGUCAGAGAGAAAGAGCAAGGGAGGGAGGGUGCAGAGAGAGGGAGAGAAAAAAAAAACUUUCCUCUAAAGUUAGUGAGGAGCUUUCACUGUGAGCGAGGCGGGGUUAUACAGCCUGGACUCAGCCACAGCGGCUUUGCAAUGCGGCACCGCAGCGAACCUCCAUCCAACUUUGUGAUCAACCUUUCCAGUUUUCAUCUCUAGGCUCCACCAUGUACUCCCCUUACUGCUUGACACAGGAUGAAUUCCACCCCUUCAUCGAGGCCCUUCUGCCCCACGUCCGCGCCUUCGCCUACACCUGGUUCAACCUGCAGGCCCGCAAGCGCAAGUACUUCAAGAAGCAUGAGAAGCGCAUGUCCAAGGAGGAAGAGCGUGCGGUGAAAGAUGAGCUACUCGGGGAGAAGCCAGAGAUUAAGCAGAAGUGGGCCUCGCGCCUGCUGGCCAAGCUCCGCAAGGACAUCCGGCCCGAGUUCCGCGAGGACUUUGUGCUCACCAUCACAGGCAAAAAGCCCCCCUGCUGCGUGCUGUCCAACCCUGACCAGAAGGGCAAGAUUCGUCGCAUCGACUGCCUGCGCCAGGCCGACAAGGUGUGGCGGCUGGACCUGGUGAUGGUCAUCCUGUUCAAGGGCAGUCCCCUAGAGAGCACGGACGGAGAGCGGCUCGUCAAGUCCCCACAGUGCACCAACCCUGGCCUGUGUGUCCAGCCACACCACAUCGGAGUGUCUGUCAAGGAGCUGGACCUUUACCUUGCCUACUUUGUCCACACGCCAGAAUCUGGACAAUCAGACAGCUCCAGCCAACAGGGAGACACAGAUAUCAAACCACCACCCAAUGGACACCUGAGUUUCCAGGACUGCUUCGUCACCUCGGGAGUGUGGAAUGUGGCAGAGCUAGUCAGAGUGUCACAGACUCCUGUAGCCACGGCGUCAGGGCCCAACUUCUCACUGGCUGAGCUGGACAGCAGUCCCAGCUACUACAACAUUAACCAGGUGGCUCUGGGACGGCGCUCACUCACCUCCCCUCCUUCUACCAGGUCUGAGGUGGAGUUGUACGCAAAUCUUCCACGGAGCUCCACCAAGAGGAAGUCCUUAGAUGACAGUGAGUUGGAGAGUCCAACGGAUGAUGUUUUUUAUCCUGGACGUUCACCUGCUGCCAGCUCUUCCCAGUCCAGUGCGUGGCCUAAUGACAUGGAUGCAGUGCAGCACCAUUUGGCGAGUGUGCAGGAGAGGAAGAUAAAACAUGAAAACGAUGGCGUGCAGUUUCCUUACCAUGGACUCUCCUCGCCUGGUUCACUUAAGAAGCCGGGGAAGUUUGAUUUCAACGCCCUGACUUCCCAGACGAGGUCCCCCCGCAUGGCGUUCACACACCACCCGCUGCCUGUGCUGGCAGGAGUGAGACCAGGGAGCCCUCGUGCCUCAGCUUCAGCCCUGCACUUCCCUUCCUCCUCUAUCAUCCAGCAGUCCAGCCCAUACUUCACCCAUCCUACCAUACGCUACCAUCACCAGGACCCACUUAAGGAUUUUGUGCAGUUUGUGUGCACGGAUGGCACAGGACAGCCCAGUGCACAGCCAAAUGGAGGUGGCCAGAGCAAAAUGCCGGGCUCCUUCCUGCUGCCCCCGCCACCCCCGGUGGCGCGCCCUGUGCCCCUCCCUAUGCCCGACUCUAAAACCAUCAGCACGCCCACUGACGGUGGACUCAGCUCACCCGCAUCGCCGUCAUACUCCACGCCAGGCUCCACAGCUCCCAACCGGUUUGUCGGCAUCGGAACACGGGACAACUUUCUGAAUAUCCCCCAGCAGACUCAGUCCUGGUUCCUCUGACAAGGCCUCUCUGAAGCAACAGCUAAAUGUGUGUCAUGAAAAUUGGAAAUCUGAAAAACAAAAAAACGCAUCACCUUUGAUAAAGAACAAACUGCUGACACUAAAAAGGUCUUUCUCGCCAAACACUAUUGAAAGUACUACUAUAGAAAACGGAAAACCCCACAGCGCCCCAAGAGGACUCCCACUCCAACACGAUUCGAAUAGGACUGUUUGUCCCCUUUUCAUGGAGGAGGCUCCAAUGAGAUUGAAUGGACAGACUCAGAAUGCAGGGAAGAGGAAGAGGAGGAACUGUCUCACAAACACUUUGAAAUGGCAGAAAGGAAACACAAUGUAAAAACCUGACAAAUGACCAAUUUAACAUUUGUUUAUCUUUCUUUUAUAUACAUAUAUUAUAUAUUUCUUUUACAUUUUGUUGUCUCCACAAUGAAACUCCAUGCAUUGGCUGGGAGAUCCAAACAAAAAUGAACGUAACGACAAAUGGCGGAGUCAGAUGUGCAAGUUGAAAAGAUCACUACCCACAUUUCAUACGUGCAUAUCCGUGAAUUUUAUUCUGCACAUCUCUCCUCCAGUGUCACGGCCCCACUUUCCACCCACUGCCCCACAUACCGCCAUCACAGCUGGAGCUCAAGAGUUAACCACAGCCUCAUACCUCUUUGUCAGCACACUCUGCCGCUCCACUCACCCAGCCCUGAGCCCCUUUCAUUUCCGAUUGGCCAAUCAUGGUGACACCAUCUGAUGGUGUGACAUAUAUGCACUAAGUGGCUGGUCUUUGUUUACCUGUCGAAGAAUCAGGGCGUCCUGGUAGUAGGAGAAGUGAAAGCCAUGAGGCGAGUGCAAGAAAGUGAACACACGACAGACAGUCAUAACACUAACUCUACAUGUGCUCUUUCGUCCCCUCACCUAUGCACUAUUAAUUCAAUUUUAAUAAGGGAUGAAUCAUGUUGCACAUCAGUGGUCAGAUGAGUGAUUGGAGGAGAAGACUGAGGUUGACUGUCACCAUAGGGAUGAAGCUGUGUUAACGUCUUGGCCCCUAAACAUGACACAUUCUCAGUCACAAGCAUGCACACAAUCACCCUAUUAUCCCUCAACAGCAGUGCGCGCACAGCAUCAGCUUCAGUUUAUUAGCUUUAAUUGUGUUUUUCUUGCAAUUUCUUUCAGAUUUGGUUUUGGGUUUGUAUCACUUGGAUUGUUUUGCACCUUCUCUUGCAUGUCAUCCCAUCAUGCGUUUCUGUAGUUUGCAGUUAUUCAAUAAGUAGCACAUUCAGACUUUAGCAGCAGUUUCUCAAACUUCUCACAAAUGGACAGCACAGUGGCAACAGCUCAUCACAUGCAUCCUUUGCAUUGCUUCACGCUGUAUCCCAGUCACAUGAACAUCCAGAAAACAUACACACACACACACACACACACACACACACAUAUAUAUACCCACGCAUACACAUAUACAAAAUGCACACUAAAACCACCGGCAACCUGAAUAAAAGGGAAGCCUUUUAAACUUGGUUCUCCAAACCGCCUUUGUUAAUGGUUUUUCAUUCAUUUAAAGGUUGUCUUUUUAAUUUGAACUAUUUUUAUGUAAAUGUUCACAUUAGAAUCGCUGUUAUUUUCAUCAUGACACAAUCCAACUCACAAAAGCUGACCUCACAAAAUAACUGGACUGCCGGGCUAUUGGUUCUGUUUUGCAGGGAUAGUAAACUGGGCUGUGAGAGGACUUUCUGGGUCUCUAUAGAAACAUUAGCUCUAUGUACAGCAAGUCUACGACAAUAUAUGGAAGUGCCUCUGUAUUCCCUCCAUGCAAUUAGUAAUUAACUUGACUUCAGGUUCUAUUCCCGUAUAUAAGCUAAGGCUACAGGGAACGUUGGUGUUGGUGCAUGUGGAAAUCUUUGGCCCUGGACGGAUGUUCAUAGAGGACUGCAACCAUUUUUUUUUUAUUUCUUAUAAAGACAGAGAGAUAAUAUACAUAUAUAUUUAUGAUGAAUGCUUCUUUUCCACUUUUACUACUCAAGCUUGUUGGCAGUCUAGUUAUUUUCUGAACUCUUACCCCCCCCACACACAAUCCGUUUCAGUAAGAUCAACUUGCUGUUUCGAAUCAAAACGACACACACCAUCGCCAUCUGCAUUAUAAUACCUAGAUGAUCAUGUUUAAAAAAAAAAAGAAUCGACCGUAGGUUUGAAGAAAAGUGUUUGUUUUUGAUGGAAAGUAUUAUUAUUGAAAAUAAUGUGUCGAUUGAGCCACGUGCAAUGCAUUGGGUAGAUCAUUGUGUUUGUCUGUUAGAGAUUUUUAAGAAAGCUACGAGAAAAGAGAAAAAAAAAAAUUGUAUUUGUUUCAAGUCCGUAAGCUCCAGGACUCUAAACUAGAGGGCCAUGAAAAAUCCUAGUCUUUGUAAGUUGGGGGUAUUUGUUUUUAUUUCUUUUGUCUCUUUUUUUAAAAUGUUUUAUGUGUAAUCAUUUGUUUAUAAAAAUGUGGGAGGGCUGAAGGAAAAAAAAAAUCUACUCAGCUUCAAAACAGAAUCUAUCAAAUGAAAACUGGUGCUUUAACACUAUAAAUCCAGAUUCCUUUUCAGAACUAUUAUAAAUGAACAAAAAUAACAGACCAUUUAGGAAACAGCAUUAUUCCUCUCUCUGUGUAUUCUUCUCUUUGUAUCUAGUAUGGGGAGAGGUUCCUGUUCCUUAAGGUUGUGACACAAAAGGCAUUCUGGUUCAACCUUUCAAAAAAAGCAAACCCUAAAGAGAAAACUUAGCCAUGCACUGCCUGAAACUCACCAGCAAAAGCGAAACAACCCUCCCAGUUUCAUUCUUUCUUUUCUUUUUUUCCCCCCCCACACAAAACAUUGGCAUAAACAGCUGAAAUUAUUCUCUUCCUCCUGAUGGUUCACAUCCGUAAUCCUCUUUUUUUUUCAACCUUUUCGUGAAUCCAGAGUUGGAAUUGGAGUUCUGGUGCUGAUGUGGAUACUGAACGUCUGUACAGAUAACAUAAUGAGAAAGGGGGCAUAAUAGCAUCUAAUCAGGCAGAAAUAAGAGGUCUGAGCCAUUUAUAUAGCAGUCAGCAAGGUGAGCCUCUCCCCCCUUCCUUUCCACUCCCUCCUUUGUAAAUGAUGACUCUUAUAGUGCUUGUGCCGUAGUGUAUAGUUUCCCAGCUGUAAAGGUUGUCCCUUGAAAGUGCCUUUUGUUCACAGACUCCAUUUUGUAAUUCAAAAUGCCCCUUUUUUUUUGUUUUUUGGAAAUGGCUUUAGGUUGCAGGUUGCCCCUGAGUGUCACAAGGCGGUAAAAAGUUGCUGCCCAAUCAGCGCUCAGGGAAAGCUCCUUCCUCUGGCUGUAAAAUGAAUCCCCUCUUCAAUGUUCCUCCCUCUAUCCUUACUUAAUUUUCAAAGCUGUGUAUCUAUAUGUUUAUAAUAUAUAUAUAGAUAUGCGCCUUUGUAAGUACAAAAGAAAACUGGUGUGAAUUAGUUCUUUACUUUUUAUUGAUAAAUGAUGAAAAAAAAAAUUUCAAAUAGGCAAAAAAAAAAACUUGUUCUUGUUCAACUCUUGCUUUUGUUUUCUUUUCCUCUGUCUCCACUGUCUGUUUUCUCUUAGGCACUGGAGUAGUCUGUAACUGUGUCCGUCACUCUCCGUCUCUCUCGCGCGCGCUCUGUCCCGCCCUCUCCGCUGUGGCGAGGGUAAAAAUAGAAGAAAAAAAAAAAACUGAGAAAAAAAUAUUUGCAGAGGAACUUUUUGUCUGAGCAGAAUGCAGUUAGCUCACAUGUUAUUCUUGUCUGUAUGCUUCACAUUGUAUUACCAUACCCAUCUUCUUCAGCUUCUCCAUUCAGCAGCUAAUGUAAGUGAACAAAUUACACUGAUGGGCUGUUGGGGGUGUCCUUAGGUGGGUUCAGGAGGUACGGCAGCGUUUUAGGGUGUGUGCGCAAGAGAAGAGAGAGGUUUACAAAGAAGACUGAUGGGGCCGACAGGGCUGAAUGAACUGCUAUGGCGAGGUUGGUAAGGGGCUGCUCAGGCUAGGAUAAGAGUUUGAACUUUUCUUUUGGCUAUUUAUAUUAUGGCUUUGUUCUAUACCCCCUUUUUGUUCCCUUUUAAUUAGGAAAUCUUUUUUCAUAUUUGCUAUCAGGGUAUGCUGUCAUUUAGGCUUCCUAUGCGGAAGCUUCGACCUGCAAAAUUAAAACUACAAGCACCUUAUAACCGGAAAUGUCCCACAUGAGGCUGAAAGGGGUGGUUUUAUUUCCUUGGUUAAAAUCUCAUAUCAAUUCUAACCAAACUUUUCAAAGAAAGGUAUCAUUGUUUACGGCAGGUUCCACACUGUGAAACCCUCAGCAGUAUUAGCCACCUACCACGCAACAACCAGAACGCUAAAAACGCCACCAAGAACCUGAUCUCUCCGCUUUGAGAGGAUUCAGGAAGUCCCUCCCCGUUUCACCCCUGCCCACCUCAUGCCGGACUGCUCCAUCUCUUUGUUUUGUUGUUUAUUUUGGUCUUCUGAUCUUCUUAAUGUGUAUGGUUACUGGUGAAAUAGGCAGCCCCCCACCCCCAUCUCCAGUGCCUCCCUACCCCCCUCGAUCCCUUGAUUCCCAGCUCUUCUGCACCCCUGUUAGUAUCCUCAGUGCAGCCCCACUUCUUUGUAAGAACACCCCCAGAGCUCUAGGUGAAAUGCAUGUGUUAAUUACAGUUUCUUUUCCAUAAGAAGAAAAACACAGUUUGAGAAGAGCAGCAUCUGAUUGAAUAAAAAGGAUGUUCUUGACUGUA
Molecule: messenger RNA, 8376 nt
Organism: Gambusia affinis (western mosquitofish)
Lineage: Eukaryota; Metazoa; Chordata; Actinopteri; Cyprinodontiformes; Poeciliidae
Product: nuclear factor 1 X-type-like
Exons: 13
Coding region: 2041-3648 (535 amino acids)
Biological process (GO): regulation of transcription by RNA polymerase II
Cellular component (GO): nucleus
Molecular function (GO): RNA polymerase II cis-regulatory region sequence-specific DNA binding; DNA-binding transcription factor activity, RNA polymerase II-specific
Source: RefSeq, a predicted model, not a curated record